Messenger RNA from Camelina sativa (false flax), 3027 nucleotides. Its product is annotated as kinesin-like protein KIN-13A. Gene Ontology annotation, molecular function: microtubule motor activity; microtubule binding; ATP binding. The record is from RefSeq and is a predicted model, not a curated record. Gene Ontology annotation, biological process: microtubule depolymerization; microtubule-based movement. NCBI's taxonomy places the organism in Eukaryota, Viridiplantae, Streptophyta, Magnoliopsida, Brassicales, Brassicaceae. Gene Ontology annotation, cellular component: microtubule.
CCUCUUCAACGCCCUCUCUCUCUCUCUCUCUCUCUCUCUCAUCUCAUUUCUCAUCUCUCUCUCUCUCUGCGCCUAACGUCGCUUACGGAGAAGACGAAAUUUUUUGAACAGAGCUUUGUCCCAAACGCUAAACGACGCGCAUCGCUUAGGGUUCUUCUUCACUCGUCGGAGAUCUGAUUGUAUUUUUGACGGGAAAAAAAAAAAUUUCAGAUCGCAGAUCUCUAACGCAACCGUUGCGUGUCUUCGUUUCCAUCUGAUUUCCAAGGAAAUUGAAACGAGUUUUGGAGCUGUUGUAACUCUUUCGCUUUCAUGUUUUGUAUUGAAUCCGAAUCUUCUCCACAUUAGUUGUUCUACAGAUCUCCGAAGUUGGCUCCUCAAAGAAGAUCGCAGCGCCUCAUGGGCGGCCAAAUGCAGCAGAGCAAUGCUGCGGCUGCGACGGCGCUAUACGAUGGGGCUAUACCCGCUAAUGACGCAGGAGAUGCUGUCAUGGCACGGUGGCUUCAAUCCGCUGGCUUGCAGCAUCUGGCGUCUCCCGUUGCUUCUACAGGCAACGAUCAGCGUCAUCUCCCUAACCUUCUCAUGCAGGGUUAUGGAGCACAGACUGCUGAAGAGAAACAAAGACUGUUCAAACUAAUGAGAAAUCUCAAUUUUAACGGGGAGUCGACUUCUGAAUCAUAUACACCAACUGCUCAGACAUCAGCAGGUAUGCCGUCUUCGGAAGGGUUUUUUUCACCUGAGUUUAGAGGUGAUUUUGGAGCUGGAUUAUUGGAUCUUCAUGCUAUGGAUGAUACAGAGCUUCUAUCCGAGCAUAUGAUUACCGAACCCUUUGAGCCAUCACCUUUCAUGCCUAGUGUUAAUAAAGAAUUUGAAGACGACUUUAAUUUGCCAGCUAAUCGUCAACAACGGCAACAGACAGAUGCUGAACCUUUGGGUUCAUUGCCUAAGAGUGAAAAAGAAAAUAACAGUGUAGCCAAGAUUAAAGUAGUGGUAAGGAAAAGACCCCUAAACAAGAAAGAAACAGCUAGAAAGGAGGAGGAUGUUGUGACGGUAUCUGGUAAUUCUUUGACUGUCCAUGAACCCAAGCUGAAGGUGGAUUUGACUGCUUAUGUGGAAAAGCAUGAGUUCUGCUUUGAUGCUGUUCUAGAUGAGGAUGUUUCAAAUGAUGAGGUGUAUCGGGCCACAAUUGAGCCUAUAAUUCCCAUUAUUUUCCAGAGAACUAAAGCUACAUGCUUUGCAUAUGGUCAAACAGGUAGUGGUAAGACAUUCACAAUGAAACCACUACCCAUACGAGCAGUUGAAGAUCUUAUGAGGUUGUUGCGUCAACCAGUGUACAGCAAUCAGAGAUUUAAACUGUGGCUCAGCUAUUUUGAGAUAUAUGGUGGAAAGCUGUUUGAUCUGCUCAGUGAGAGAAAGAAACUUUGCAUGCGAGAAGAUGGUAGACAGCAAGUUUGCAUUGUUGGCCUGCAAGAAUAUGAAGUUUCAGAUGUACAACUUGUAAAGGAUUUUAUCGAGAAAGGAAAUGCGGAAAGGAGCACAGGGUCAACUGGAGCAAAUGAGGAAUCUUCUAGAUCACAUGCUAUCCUACAGCUUGUUGUAAAAAAGCAUGUUGAGGUAAAAGAAACUAGACGGAGGAAUAAUGAUGGUAAUGAAUUGCCUGGGAAAGUUGUGGGAAAGAUUUCUUUCAUUGACCUUGCUGGCAGUGAAAGAGGUGCAGACACCACAGACAAUGACCGUCAGACAAGGAUGGAAGGCGCAGAAAUCAACAAGAGUCUCUUGGCUCUUAAGGAAUGUAUACGUGCACUGGACAAUGACCAGCUGCAUAUACCAUUUCGUGGAAGCAAACUAACUGAGGUGCUCCGUGACUCAUUUGUUGGAAACUCAAGGACGGUGAUGAUUUCUUGCAUCUCUCCAAAUGCAGGAUCGUGUGAACAUACCCUCAAUACUCUAAGAUAUGCUGAUAGGGUCAAAAGUUUAUCUAAAACUGGAAAUAGCAAGAAAGAUCAAACUGCCAAUUCAAUGCCUCCUCCGGUUAAUAAGGAUACUUUGUUGGGCUCAAAUGAUGUGGAAGAUGUCUUCGAGCCCCCACAGGAAUUGAAUGUACAGGAAACCAGGAGGAGGGUGGUUGAAAAGGACAGCAACACUACAUCGGGUAUUGACUUCAGACAGCCUACAAAUUAUCGAGAGGAAAGUGGAAUCCCAUCAAUCUCAAUGGACAAGGGAAGAUCAGAGACGAACAGUUCUUUUGGUGGCUCCACUAGUCAGAGGAGCCACUUGUCUUCAUACCCCCAAGAAACUUCAGACCGUGAAGAGAAAGUGAAGAAAGUGUCGCCACCUCGUGGGAAAGGGUUGCGGGAAGAGAAACCAGACAGAGCACAAAGCUGGUCUAAAAGAGAAGUCAGUUCAUCGGAUAUUCCUACCUUGACAAACUUUAGACAGAGCACAAAUGAAACCGCGUCGAGGCAAUACGAAACUGACACUUCACUUGAUGAUAACAUUGAUGCACUGCUUGAGGAAGAAGAAGCUCUCAUUGCGGCACACAGAAAAGAAAUAGAGGAUACAAUGGAGAUUGUUCGCGAGGAAAUGAAACUUUUAGCGGAGGUGGACCAACCAGGAAGCAUGAUAGAAAACUAUGUAACCCAACUGAGCUUUGUGUUGUCUAGAAAAGCAGCAGGGCUUGUUAGUCUUCAAGCCAGGCUUGCUCGGUUCCAACACCGUCUCAAGGAACAAGAAAUACUAAGUCGUAAGAGAGUUCCUCGGUAGUUGUCAGAAGAAGAAGGAAAACCAAAAAGUGUGGUGUUGUUAAAGUGUGAAAGUUUGCUCAUGAAGAAGAGAGUGAAAAAGUUUUUUUAGUUUCAAUGUCAGAAGGAAAAAAAAGAGAAAAAGCAAAAAAAGGUGGUGGUCUCUUCUUUGUUACAAAGAAUGACAAAAAUGUCCUUCGUGUUUGUGAAAUCGGGCAUUUAUUUUCCUUUUAUUUUUUUUUAAUUUACUGAUUUUAGUUAUAAAAUUAUACCUUUUGUGUUUCCUAUU